UCUGUGCCCUGCCAAGGAGGAGGGAACUGCAGUGACAGCAGGAGUGAGAGGCAGGACAGAGUCGUGGGGCACGAAGAGGGAGAUGCUGAGACCAGGUGACCGUGAGACACAGAGAGAGGGCUAAGGAGUAGGGUGAGGGCUGUUGAGAGUCUGGAGGAGAGUGGAAACGAAAAGGAGUAGCAAGAAGACAGGACUUGUGUGUCACAGCCACUCAGCCAUGCUGGGAGCAAAGCGACUCUGGCUACCAGCUCUUGCACCCAACCCCUGGUUGCCCUUGGCCCUGACGCUUCUGGCCCUGGGGACCGGAUGGGCCCAGGAAGGGUCAGAGCCUGUUCUCCUGGAGGGGGAGUGCCUGGUGGUCUGUGAGCCCGGCAGGGCUGCUGCAGGGGGGCCUGGAGGAGCAGCUCUGGGAGAAGCGCCCCCCGGAAGAGUGGCAUUUGCUGCAGUUCGAAGCCACCACCAUGAGCCAGCAGGGGAGACGGGCAACGGCACCAGUGGGGCCAUCUAUUUUGACCAGGUCUUGGUGAAUGAGGGCGGUGGCUUUGAUCGCGCCUCGGGUUCCUUCGUGGCCCCUGUCCGAGGUGUCUACAGCUUCAGGUUCCACGUGGUGAAGGUGUACAACCGCCAAACUGUCCAGGUGAGCCUGAUGCUGAACACAUGGCCUGUCAUCUCAGCCUUUGCCAAUGACCCUGAUGUGACCCGGGAGGCAGCCACCAGCUCUGUGCUACUGCCCCUGGACCCCGGGGACCGGGUGUCUCUGCGCCUUCGUCGGGGGAACCUGCUGGGUGGCUGGAAAUAUUCAAGCUUCUCUGGCUUCCUCAUCUUCCCACUCUGAGGGCUCAAGCCUUUCAAGAAUGGGAAUCCAGCCCCUGACCUCUAUCCUCUGCCCUCCCCUGCCCCAGAAGCAACAUCUUUGGGGCAGGAGAAAGGCUCCCUCUGGCUGCCUGAAUUCCACCUUCUUGCAUGGGACCUUGUGCCAAACACCCAAGGUGAUGAGUAGAGCUUUAUCUAGGGACUGGCCCC
Molecule: messenger RNA, 1023 nt
Organism: Eptesicus fuscus (big brown bat)
Lineage: Eukaryota; Metazoa; Chordata; Mammalia; Chiroptera; Vespertilionidae
Gene: CBLN3
Product: cerebellin 3 precursor
Exons: 3
Coding region: 218-835 (205 amino acids)
Molecular function (GO): protein binding
Source: RefSeq, a predicted model, not a curated record